Molecule: messenger RNA, 6404 nt
Organism: Ahaetulla prasina
Lineage: Eukaryota; Metazoa; Chordata; Lepidosauria; Squamata; Colubridae
Gene: EXOC8
Product: exocyst complex component 8
Exons: 2
Coding region: 1-2340 (779 amino acids)
Biological process (GO): exocytosis; Golgi to plasma membrane transport; intracellular protein localization
Cellular component (GO): exocyst
Source: RefSeq, a predicted model, not a curated record
AUGCGCGAAAGGCAGAGCGACGUGUCGCGGUUCCGUGACGUCUCACGUUCCCCGCAGGCUCUUCUCUCUCUCCUGAAGAUCCUCGGGAGCGGCUCUUUUUCCGGCGCAGACGCUCCUCCGUUUCCGCUCUUUUGGGUCUCUCGCUGCUCCGGCUCAGAAAUGGCGGUGUCUCUCGGGGAGAUGGCCGCGGUCGGCGGCGCCAGCCGUUUGCGACGGCAGCUGGAAUCCGGGAGUUACGCGGCGGAGGAGUACGUGAAGCAACUGUCCCAACAGUCGGAUGGGGACCGGGACCUGCAAGAGCACCGGCAGCGCAUCCAGGCGCUGAGCGAGGAGACGGCGCAGAGCCUCAAGCGCAACGUCUACCAGAACUACCGGCAGUUCAUCGAGACGGCCCGCGAGAUCAGCUACCUGGAGAGCGAGAUGUACCAGCUCAGCCACAUCCUCACCGAGCAGAAAGGCAUCAUGGAAACCGUCACUCAGGCCCUGUUGCUGCAGGCCAAUGUCGGCGAGAGGGAAGACCCGGCUGUCGCGGGAGCCCGGCGAGCUGCAGCUGCCGCCGCCGACCCUCACGCCAACCCUUUCCUGCCUCUCUCCGGCAAGGACGCCUCGGCCAACGAGGAAGGCCGACAGCGGACUCUCACCACCCUCCUGGAGAAAGUGGAGGGCUGCCGGGACCUGCUCCCGGAGAGCCCUGGCAAGUACCUAGUGUACAACGGGGACCUUGUGGAGUACGAUGCUGACCACAUGGUGCAGAUCCAGAAAGUCCACGCUUUCCUUAUGAACGACUGCCUGCUGGUGGCAGCGUGGCUGCCCAACCGGCGGGGCAUGUACCGUUACGAUGCCCUCUACCCACUGGAUGGGCUGGCGGUGGUUAAUGUCAAGGACAACCCCCCCAUGAAGGAUAUGUUCAAGCUGCUGAUGUUCCCCGAGAGUCGCAUCUUCCAAGCUGAGAAUGCCAAGAUCAAGAAAGAGUGGUUGGAAGUGCUGGAGGAGGCAAAAAGAAACCGAGUUCUCAGUGAGAAACGGAGGCUGGAGCAGGAGGUCCCAACGCGGGCUCUUCCAAUGCCUGCAGAGACUACUAAUCCGUUUGAAGUAGACGAGGAGGAAGAGGAGGUGGAGGAGGAAGAGAAGGCAACGCCGGAAGAAGAGAUGGUGGAUCUGUCUUUAGAAUGGAUUCAGGAGCUGCCAGAAGACUUGGAUGUCUGCAUUGCUCAGAGAGACUUUGAAGGGGCGGUUGAUUUGUUAGAUAAGCUGAAGGAAUAUCUGAGUGACAAACCUGUGACCCAGAUGGUUAGAGAAUUGCGAGCUAAGGUGGAUGAAAGAGUCCGACAGCUCACUGAGGUCCUUGUGUUUGAAUUGUCUCCGGAUAGGUCUCUCCGAGGAGGACCCAGAGCUACCCGGCGAGCUGUUUCUCAGCUCAUUCGCUUGGGCCAGUCAACUAAGGCAUGUGAACUUUUCUUGAAAAAUAGGGAAGCUGCUGUUCACACAGCCAUCCGACAGUUGCGCAUUGAGGGCGCCACGUUGCUGUAUAUUCACAAACUUUGUCAUGUCUUCUUUACCAGCCUGUUAGAGACUGCAAGAGAGUUUGAGACAGACUUUGCUGGAAACAGUGGGUGUUACUCAGCUUUUGUGGUCUGGGCCCGGUCUACCAUGCGGAUGUUUGUAGAUGCAUUUAGCAAACAGGUGUUUGAUAGUAAGGAGAGUUUAUCUACUGCGGCUGAGUGUGUAAAGGUGGCAAAGGAACAUUGUAAGCAACUUGGCGAUAUUGGUCUGGAUUUGACCUUCAUUAUUCAUGCCCUAUUAGUAAAGGAUAUCAAAGGGGCUCUGCAGAGCUACAAAGACAUCAUAAUUGAGGCCACAAAACAUCGCAACUCUGAAGAGAUGUGGAGGAGAAUGAACCUUAUGACCCCUGAAGCCUUAGGAAAGCUUAGAGAGGAAAUGAGGAGCUGUGGUGUGACCAAUUUUGACCAGUACACUGGAGAUGACUGCUGGGUGAAUCUUAGCUACACUGUUGUGGCUUUCACGAAACAGACCAUGGCUUUCUUGGAGGACGCUCUCAAGUUGUAUUUCCCUGAGCUGCAUAUGGUUCUGCUAGAAAGUCUUAUGGAGAUAAUCCUUGUGGCCAUCCAACAUGUUGAUUACAGUUUACGGUGUGAACAGGAUCCCGAGAAGAAAGCAUUCAUCAGACAAAAUGCAUCUUUCCUUUAUGAAACUGUCCUUCCUGUUGUGGAAAAAAGAUUUGAGGAAGGUGUUGGAAAGCCUGCUAAGCAGUUGCAAGAUCUGAGGAAUGUUUCACGACUAAUGCGUAUUAAUCCUGAAAGUACUACCUCAGUGGUGUGAAAUGUGAUGCCUCAGUAGUUUUCAUAUAGAGAUUGUAUAUACUUGUGUACAUACAUGCAUAAAGAUAUGUAUGUACAUACAUACAUAAACUCCUGAUGAUUAUCAAACAUGGCAAAGCUCUCAUUAGUUAAUUAUGUUCUGCAAAUACAAGAGACAGCAAGUAAAAAAAGGAAAAGAAAGCAAACACGGUAGUUAGAAAGCUCAAGUAACAUCUUUUUUUGAAGGUCUGAAAGUGACUGUUUAGAUUUCAAAACAUAAUGACAUCUGUUUAUGUUAAUAAAUAAUGUUAUUUAAAUGUAUGUAAUUAGGUGCUCCAGGAAAAAAAAUUCUGACCUUUUUAGGAAUGUAAAUUAUGAGAUGUGUCUUGAUUUCUCCAUAUUAGGUAGGGGUGUACAUGAAAUAGAAAUAAUGUUCUAAACAUUCUUCCCAAUGUCCUGUUGAGCUGUUCCAUAUCAGCCACAGUUUAGCAGAACCCAAAUCCAGAAUGCUUUGGUUAUUCUGGGUUUCAAAUGGAACAAAAUCUAAGUGGGCCAAAUAGGGUUAGAUAGCAUGCACUACACCUCUUUCCCUUUCUCUCCCUCAAUACUUGCCAGUAAGCCAUAUCUCAUUAUACUGGGUGCAGCCAAAGGGAGAAAGAGAAAGAGGGGAGACCUGCGCUACCCCUUUCUCCAGUGCUUUUCCUUUAAGCCACAUCCAGUGUUCUAGUAGUGCAUAUACCAGUGGCCCUUGCCCCCGUUUUCCUGGCACCUUCCUUCUCCUUUGCCAGAAUGGCAUGUAACACUGACUUGCCUUUCUCACUGAUUGGCCCAGGAUUUGCCUUCCUUUCAGAUGCCAGAGUUCCUGUCAUGUUUCCCCCCCCUCCCCCAAUCACUUCUGCCUGAAACAAAACAACUCUUGUUUGCUAUUCACAGUCCAUCAUGCCAAAACAUGCAUAUCAGUUUGGGCAUUAGCCGCCUAAAGCUGGCUAUAUCAUGCAUGAAACGUUUUAUGCAUCUUUAGUAUUAGACAAUUUCCCAUUGUUUCUAGGGUAGCAGAAAUUGUGUAGGAAACAAAGCAGUCUUGCAUGAAUCCCUCUGGGAUGAUGAGGAAAUACUACAAAAAGCUGCAGUCAACAGUUCAGUUCAAAAAGAUCCAGCUUAAAAUUUCUUUGAAAUCUAUCAUUCAGCAUGGGGCCUGCACUCUUAAUGGCAGCAUUUCUAUUACACACACAUUUUUGGCAAUAAUAAAUGCUACUUUAAGUAUAAAAUUUGCUUUUUGAUUUUCAGCAGGUGAAACAUGAAUAAUUUCAUGUUUCAUCUAAUAAUAUAAUAAUUGUCUCAAAAAAGUAAGCCUGGCACUAUUUGUGAAUUUUGUUGCUGUUUUGCUGAUUUCACUGAAGCCAAAUCUACUUUAAAAAAUGAAACUUCUUAGUUAGAAAUGGAAAGUGCUAUAACUAACUAAAGAACAAGUUGUACUUGAUCUAGUUUUCAUGGACCCAUCUACACAUUUCCUUUCAAUUGCAAACAGUGAUGUUAAUUUGAGAGAAGAUACGUAAUUUAUUCAGUUCAUUAUGUCCUUAUGUGGUCAUCAGUGAUCCACUGAACAGUGAAAACCGGAAAGAAAUGGAGAACAAUUUUACAAUGUUAAUAAAUCUGAUUCCCUGAAAAUUCCAUGAUAUGAAAAAUCACCCACAUACAACUAAAUAGUGAAGGGUGGAAUAAGGGUGGAGGUUUACCCGAGUUAAAAAAGUAAAAAUUUACCCAGGCAAAUAUUCAAGGCGUAAAACUAGUAGUAGUUCUUUCCAUAGUUUUGCCCACAGUGAUUAUGUAUUAAUAUGGGUAGAGGGUUAGAUUUGUUUCUCUUUUUUAAUAAUAAAUAUACUGUACAAGGUAAAUGCCUAUUGAAGGAAUCCCUAUCAAAAAUAUACUGGUGGUGUAUAAUUAUCUAAUGAGUACUAAGCCAGAAUUAAUAACUCCAGGGAAGUGCUCCAAUUUGUUGGAAAAAACAUGUUCAGUAGAAUGUAAAAUGAAAUGCUACAUUGAAAAUAUUAAAGACUUGCUACUACCAUGUUGUGGCCUUUAAAAUUGUGUAAUGGAGAUUGGGUGAAUUGACUUUGCCAUUUAAACAAAUAUUCCAGAAAGAAGAGGCAAGAGGAAAAGUUAUUGUUACCUCACAUUUCAGUAAAGUUUGAGUCAAACUAUAUGAAGGUGGGAUUGUCAUACAUGUUCUGUUCUAGCCGAAACAGUCAUGAAGCAGUCAUGAAAAAACAUUUCUUAACAGGAUAUCUGCAUCUUUUUCCAGAGGAAAGUGGGUAUAAAAAUGUUUUGAACAUAAACAAUCUAAUAUGCGCUGGAGGUGUAUAUAUGCCUGUAUUUCAAAGGACACAAUUAAAUUCUGCCACUUUAUAUGCCACAAGAAAAGAAAGGCCCUAAUGCUGAGGGUUAUACCAGUUUCAUGCCUCUUGUAUAGAUAAGACAACAUUAUUUCUCAGGACUGUGCUUGUAUCAGCCUGAGCAGACCAAAGAAGCUACCCUUUAAUUUGUGGGAAGUUUAUAGGGUAGAUCUAAGUAUCUGAACAAUACUAAAUAGUUGAAAUUUAGGAAUGUAUUCAAUUUAUGGCAGGCCCUAAAAUUGCAUGCAGACUUAAUGAAGGGAAACACUGCCCAAUGUCCAGGUUGUUUUUUUUUAAAUUUAAUACAAACAAGUAAGUUGGCAUACUUAGAACCCUUUCUAUUUCCCCCCACAAUAACAACCCUGUUAAGUAAGCUGGGCUGAGACAGAUUGACCCAAGGUCACCUAAGAAACUUCUCUGGCAUAUAAUAAGUGGCAGUGUGUGGCAGAAUUGGUCGCAAAGCACCAAUUUUCAGUAUUAUUUUGUUUCCAAGUGUUAAAAAAAAAUCAGACCUAAGACGUUUAGGAGAAAAGGGUUGCCUGCCACCCAUGUUUUAUGUAAGGAACCACGAUUACCUAUCCAACCACACAAAAAGGUAAAAUUGAUGGGUAGGGAUCCUAAAGGCAGCAAGAGAUAGCAACCUUAUUAGCCUGUUUUUUUUUAAAAAAAAAUUUUUUGUAAUUGUCCAUGAUGGCAGCUGUUUUCUGUGAAAGACCAACCUGCCAGUUGGUGAAAUGCCUAUUACAUGCCCACAGAAUUUCAAUUCAAAUGAUACGAGAGACCCUUUUUAAAGGCAGCUUUAUGAAAGGAAUAGAUCCCUUUAUGGAGAGAAAGCUUAUCCAUAGCUAUUAGCCAGGAUGGUGGGCUGGAGAAGAGACUUGAUGCUGUGGAUCUUGGAUUGAUGUGCGGGAAGCAUUCUUAAAUAUGCAUGAAUUUGUGAGAUGCAGGGAUUAACAGUGCUGAAUACACAUUAUCACUGACGCAGUGCAACACAAAUUAUUAUCCCAAUGCUCAGCUGCUAAUCAGAUCAGGCACAAGCCUUGUCUAUUUAUUUUUUGCACUGAAGCCUGAAAUGACACAUUAAAUGCUUAUAGGGAUAGUGCUAUAUAACCUCCAGAUGAAUGAAAUUAGCUGUGUUCAGUCAUUUAUACUAAAUGUCUACCAGUUACCUAUUUAUUUGAUCAGCAUAACUGCUUAGGGAGACAAUUAACUGGAAAAUGAUACAUAUUUGUCAUAUGCAGUAUUUUGCUGUAGGGAACAGCUUUAAUUCUAAUGGUUUUGAAUCUCUGAAAUAAUUGCUCUGAUUUUUUGGUUAGACAUUUAUUUAUUUGGUCAGUCAGUAACCAUUCAAGGAAACAUUUGAAUAUCACUUUAGAAACUCUGAUUUUCAAAACAUAGUUUCUUCUCUAAACUUUAUCCUCAUAUUCAACAUACAAAAAAACCCAGUUCUGUUGUUACCUAUAUAUUGGUAUCUCUGAGAAUACGGGAGUAUUCAUUCUUGUUUGUUUCAUAAUCUGCUUCUAAUUUAGCUCAGGAUACUGUAAUCUGAGGGGACACGGUGGCUCAGGGGCUAGGAUGUUGAGCUUGUCGAUCGAAAGGUUGGCAACUCAGCGGUUCAAACCCCUAGUGCUGCCGUGUAACGGGGUGAGCUCCCGUUACUUGUCCCAGCUUCUGCCAACCUAGCAGUUUCGAA